UCUGGCUUAGCUGUCCAACACCCUUGCUCGUGACCGUGGUCUGAGGUGUUUUUCCGAGACCCUCCCCAGAUAACCUGUGUGUUUGCGGCGGGCUUCAGUCCUGCCCCUGCAGCUGUGAGCGGAACGCCGGCCCGCGGGCUGGGGCGGGUGGCCAGUGCUCCGGCCUGGGAGCUUGGCGCAAUGCCUGCUACGUGGCUGACCCUCCAUGAGCUUUUCUUGGAGGAGUAAAAAACAGAAUUGCAAGGGAGUCUCUGAGGAAACCAGAGUGACUUCUAAAUGAAGUUUAUUUCGGAAUAAUUCUACAUUUACAAAAAUGUUGCAAAGGGACAUACUAACAUCUCCGUCAUGCUGGCAACAUGCUGUCCUUCUUAACCGAUUCAAUUACCCUUUUGAACUGGAAAAGGAUUUACAUUUCAAAGGCUAUCACACACUCUUUCAAGGAUCUUUGCCCUAUUAUCCUAAAUCAGUGAAGUGUUACCUUAGCAGAAUUCCCCACCGGAUGCCUUCAGAAAGACACCAAAUUGGAAGCCUAAAAAAAUACUAUCUCCUGAAUGCUGCCUCUCUUCUUCCAGUACUGGCUCUUGAAUUAAGGGAUGGAGAGAAGGUUCUGGAUCUCUGUGCUGCCCCUGGAGGCAAAUCAGUAGCUCUGCUGCAGUGUGCUUCUCCAGGUUAUCUUCACUGUAAUGAAUAUGAUUGUCUGAGAUUGAAGUGGCUGAGGCAGACAUUAGAAUCCUUCAUCCCACAGCCUUUGGUAAAUGUAAUUAAAGUGUCUGAAUUGGAUGGCAGAGAAAUGGGAGAUGCCCAGCCUGAAACGUUUGACAAGGUGUUAGUUGAUGCUCCUUGUUCAAAUGAUCGAAGUUGGUUGUUCUCUUCUGAUUCUCAGAAGGCAGCCUCUAGGAUAAGCCAACGGAGGAAGUUGCCUGUUCUACAGAAAGAACUCUUAAGGUCUGCGAUUAAGGCGCUACGUCCUGGAGGGUUGCUUGUGUACUCUACGUGCACCCUUUCCAAGGCUGAAAAUCAGGAUGUGGUCAGGGACAUUUUAAAUUCCUGCAGUAACAUCAUGCCUGUGGACAUGAAGGAAAUGGCAAUGACUUGCUCCCAGGACUUCACAUUUGCUCCCACCGGCCAGGAAUGUGGACUCCUGGUGAUUCCAGAAAAGGGCAAAGCCUGGGGCCCAAUGUAUGUAGCCAAAUUGAAAAAAUCAUGGACUAUAUGAAAUGAGUGGUGUGAAUUUUGGAACCCUUAUCAGUGUACUAUUGUAUUUGUUUUUCUGGACUCUCUACAUGUGAACAUUUAAAUAAUUAUGGACUCAGUUUCCCUGGGUCUGUUUUGUAAUCCUAUUUAGUUACUGCUCUAGCAUCUCAGGGUUUGAUCUUGAGAUUUUCCAGGUGUAUAUUUUCCCUAGAAAGAUAUCUACAGCAAUGAUUUAAGGUGGUGCAGAUGGUGUUUGUUCUGUAUAAUAAAUCUCCUGUCUUUUACUUGGCAUUUUGCAGUUAAAUUAAUCUACGUGGUUUUGUGCAUAAGAUGUUUAGAAAUACAUCCUAUCCAUGAUGUUGGUAUUUUGAACUUUUAAAAAUGCACAUUUGUUGGCCCUCUUUUAAUUUUUGUUCUUACCAAAUAUACAGAUUCUUUCAGUUUUCCUCCUCCUUUUUCUGUAAGAACUGAUUGGUAUUCUGAGACUAACUUCUUAAGCAAUACUAUUUCUAGUUCUAGCAAAGUAAGUUUCUUAUUUGCUAAGUUGUUUUUUUGUUAAGAACUGUCUCCUGUUUACUGCAAAGGUCAGUGACUCUAUUGACACCAGCUUUAUUUCUCCCAGUUUUCUGUAUUCACACAUACAAACCGAAAGGGUAAAUUAUGUUGAAAGGCCAUGAGAACAGCAAAUUCACAUGCGCAUGUUUGACUUUCGGCAUUCAGCUUGUAGAAUAAUGGAGUCUAUCCAGCACACUAUAAAGCAAGUACUUGAAACAAAACCAAGAUGAUUAAUAACUGCAAUCACUGAACUAUAUUUGGAGUUUUGUUACAUAAUUGCAGUUAUAAUGAGCACUACAGAAUCUGAUUAUCUUACAGUUGCAAUCUGGAGGGGCUUUUUAGUUCAUUCUGUUAUGAAAUGUUAUAUGAGAACAUGAUGUCACAUAUUAAUGCACCAGAGGGAGAUGCCUGAUGAGAGUGGAUUAUCCUGUUACCAAAACCCAACACAUUUACUGAGUGGCUCUGUCUGUUUACAUAUAUCUUGGGAAUAUUGUGCACAUUUCUGUAUAUGUACUUAGGGUUUUAGUUUCAAGUUUAGAUCACGUGUUUUCUCUAGAAAUUGCUUCACUUAGAGUCCAAAUAUCUUUUUCCAACUGUUAAAAAAAGUAUGCAGCAUACUUCAAAAGAUUGUGUCUAUUUGGAAAUUAGUUUUUAAAAAUAAAUAAAUAA
Messenger RNA from Molossus molossus (Pallas's mastiff bat), 2418 nucleotides. It is a transcript of the gene NSUN3, whose product is annotated as NOP2/Sun RNA methyltransferase 3. The transcript is spliced from 5 exons. NCBI's taxonomy places the organism in Eukaryota, Metazoa, Chordata, Mammalia, Chiroptera, Molossidae. Gene Ontology annotation, molecular function: methyltransferase activity. Bases 314 to 1216 code for a protein of 300 amino acids. Gene Ontology annotation, biological process: rRNA methylation. The record is from RefSeq and is a predicted model, not a curated record. Gene Ontology annotation, cellular component: mitochondrial large ribosomal subunit.